This is a messenger RNA of Macroventuria anomochaeta, 708 nucleotides long. Its product is annotated as Fcf2-domain-containing protein. Gene Ontology annotation, molecular function: RNA binding. The record is from RefSeq and is a predicted model, not a curated record. The transcript is spliced from 2 exons. NCBI's taxonomy places the organism in Eukaryota, Fungi, Ascomycota, Dothideomycetes, Pleosporales, Didymellaceae. Gene Ontology annotation, biological process: RNA processing. Gene Ontology annotation, cellular component: nucleolus. The coding region runs from base 1 to 708 and encodes 235 amino acids.
AUGGAGCCGUUGCCAGCGCAUCAGCCUCUCCUCGAGGAUGACACCGAUGAGGAGCUUUCCGAUCAGCAGAUCAAGGAGCUGCUGAACGAGGCCGCCGAGCGCAUGCGCGCAAAGGCAGCCUUGCAGCCAGUUACUGUAUCAGAUGCGCCUUUCAAGCUUCCCAAGCUGAGGCCCGGGCAUAUCGCCGACACAUACGAGAAGACCGAGGGCAACAUCACUCGUCUUGAUCACUCGAAGCUAAUCGACAAGAAGCAGCUGGCUCUUGCUAACGGUAUCAAGAAGAUCGAUGACCCCAUCGCCGACAAGCGCAAGCGGAAAGAGGAGAAGAAGGCUACUGCUGGCGCUGAAUGGUUUAACAUGCCCAAGACCGACCUCACUCCCGAGCUCAAGCGUGACUUGCAGCUUCUUAAAAUGAGGAACGUCUUAGACCCCAAGCGGCACUACAAGAAAGACAAUGCGAAGAACGAUGUACCAGCGUUCUCACAGGUCGGCACCAUCAUCGAGGGUCCUACAGAGUUCUUCAGCAGCCGCCUGAGCAACAGGGACCGCAAGCAGACCCUCCUGGAGGAAGUCGUCAAUCAGGAGGAGAACAGCGGUCGCUUCAAGCGCAAGUACAACGACAUUUCCGUCAAGAAGGCCAGCGGAGGCAAGAACUUCUACAAGAAGCAGCAGGCGAAGCGCAACAAGGGCAGGGUCUCCAAGCCUUGA